GUUCAUGUCGUCGAGUCUGUAAUCAUCAAAUAUGUAAAUUUUACUGUUAUCGGUGCCAUGAAAAAACUAUCUGGAGGAAAGUUGGUCCAGGUAGUGGUCGGUGUAGUAAAUCUAUUCACGGUUAUGGGAAAUUACCCAGUUCCUUACGUGCACCACCCCCACCACCAUCCUUUUGUCACACUUGCCGCCAACAUCCGGUCCGGUUCUGGCACUGUGCCACCGAUCUGGGCACUGUACGCGUGUCCUAUUUGCAUCACUCCGAUCCCAGACCCCGACCUGGAAAAGGUGUUAGACUUUACGAAAAAAAUUGGCGACACGGUCUCUCAAAUUGGCACAACUUUAACAGAAAUUGGGCUUAUCGCCAUGGAAGACAAUCCAGAGGUGGGGGCGGCCAUAAUGAAAAAGUUACAGGGUCAGGUGGCCUCUGGUUCGAAAGUGAUGGCGCAAUAUGCGGGACAAUCUGGAACUUCGGCGGGAAGGUCGAAGCGGGCCGCGAUGAUGGACGGCUCCUCUGCGCUGGACAUGGUUGGCGACUCUCUCGCCAAGGUGGGCGGGAUGAUUAGCGCCGAUAUGAAAAAAUUGAGCAAACGGGCGCAAGAUAAGAUCAAUAAGAAGAAUAAAGACGCAUUGGAUUCUUGCAGAGCGGAUAGUUGUAAAGCUGCGUCAAAAUUGUUGGAGGAGGAUGGAGAGCGGCAGAAAUAAUUAAGUAUUUAAGUAGGGACUGAUUUUUAACUAAUUUAACGACACAACUAAUUAUGCUAAGGUAAAUUACAUUCUUAUAAUGCAAUAUGUUAUUAUCUGCAUUUAGUUGUAAAAAUUACAACUACAUAUGUAAAUGCAGAUAAUUCUGACUUUUAUUAGCCGAGAUUUGCAAACCAUUUGUUUCGAAAUUUUAUAAGAAAAUUGGAAAUGCAGUUGUGUAUGUAUUAAACUAUUAAAUACUCAUACUGAUAAGCCCAUUAAGAAUUUCUAUUUAAUUUCACCCUUCGGCAAAGAUAGUUUCAGAAACUUUUAAUUUACAGAAAUUCAUGGGUAUGUACUUUGCAUCUCCGCCGCUUCAAUGUAAUGCUUGGAACUGAAUCAAUUUGCCAAAAAGUUUACAGGACAUUGUACCGUUUAAGAUUAAAUUGUUUUCUGACAAUGAAAUAAAUAAUCUUGCCCUUCUGACGUA
Molecule: messenger RNA, 1171 nt
Organism: Folsomia candida
Lineage: Eukaryota; Metazoa; Arthropoda; Collembola; Entomobryomorpha; Isotomidae
Exons: 3
Coding region: 58-702 (214 amino acids)
Source: RefSeq, a predicted model, not a curated record